CCCAAGCAAAGUAAAGGAGGUUGGGGGAGGGGGCGCAGUGGGAGGAGGGAUAGAAGACAAAAGCCGAAAGCGAGGAGUGCCCGGCCGAACACUCGGGCCACCGGCGCCGGUUGGCUGCAAUACACGGGGGAUCCCGGUCGGUAGGCAGCAUGGGGAAGGGGGGGAACCAGGGCGAGGGGGCCACUGAGCGCGAGGCGCCGAUGCCCACCUUCAGCUGGGAGGAGAUUCAGAAGCACAACCUGCGCACCGACAAGUGGCUCGUCAUCGACCGCAAGGUCUACAACAUCACCAAAUGGUCCAGCCGGCACCCGGGAGGCCAGCGGGUCAUCGGGCACUACGCGGGGGAAGAUGCCACGGAUGCCUUUCGCGCCUUCCACCGGGACCUUGACUUCGUGCGCAAGUUCAUGAAGCCCCUGCUGAUUGGCGAGCUGGCCCCGGAGGAGCCCAGCCAGGACCGGGGCAAGAACUCCCAGAUCAUCGAGGACUUCCGGGCCCUGAGGAAGACUGCCGAGGACAUGAACCUGUUCAAGAGCAACCACCUGUUCUUCCUCCUGCUCCUGGCCCACAUCAUCGUCAUGGAGAGCAUCGCCUGGUUCAUCGUCUUUUACUUCGGCAAUGGCUGGAUUCCGACCAUCCUCACGGCCUUUGUCCUCGCUACCUCUCAGGCCCAGGCGGGAUGGCUGCAACACGACUACGGCCACCUCUCUGUCUACAAGAAGUCCACGUGGAACCACAUCGUCCACAAGUUCGUCAUUGGCCACUUGAAGGGCGCCUCCGCCAACUGGUGGAACCAUCGCCACUUCCAGCAUCACGCCAAGCCCAACAUCUUCCAGAAGGAUCCAGACGUGAACAUGCUGCACGUGUUCGUCCUGGGCGAGUGGCAGCCCAUUGAGUACGGCAAAAAGAAGCUGAAAUACCUGCCCUACAACCACCAGCACGAGUACUUCUUCCUGAUCGGGCCGCCGCUGCUCAUCCCCAUGUACUUCCAGUACCAGAUCAUCAUGACCAUGAUCGUCCGCAAAGACUGGGUGGACCUGGCCUGGGCCAUCAGCUACUACAUCCGCUUCUUCGUCACCUACAUCCCUUUCUAUGGCGUCCUGGGAGCAGUCCUUUUCCUCAACUUCAUCAGGUUCCUGGAGAGCCACUGGUUCGUGUGGGUCACACAGAUGAACCACCUUGUCAUGGAGAUUGACCGAGAGCCCUACCGUGACUGGUUCAGCAGCCAGCUGGCAGCCACCUGCAAUGUGGAGCAGUCCUUCUUCAACGACUGGUUCAGCGGGCACCUCAACUUCCAGAUCGAGCACCACCUCUUCCCCACCAUGCCCCGGCACAACUUCCACAAGGUGGCCCCGCUGGUGAAGUCCCUGUGCGCCAAGCACGGCAUCCGGUACCAGGAGAAGCCGCUGCUGAGGGCCUUGCAGGACAUCGUCGGGUCCCUGAAGAAGUCCGGGGAGCUCUGGCUGGAUGCCUACCUGCACAAAUGAAGCCGUAGCGCCUGGGUGCCCACGGGGGAGGGGGAGCAGGUGGCGAUGAUGGCCAAAGGGAGGGGUGGGUUUUUGUCCUGAGGGGUGUCCACAAGGCUGGGGUACAUGCAGUUCACUGAUCCCAUUUUGGGUCUUUCUCCUGGUUCCCUCUCAAUUUUUCUUUCACUUCGACCUCCAGUACCCAUUCUGGGGCCUGCCUUCCGUCAGUCCCUCCCCACCGGGAGCGGAGAGACUCGGGGAUCCGUACCGCCUCCACCCUCUGACCCUAAACGUCUGCUGGAUGAGAGGUCCAGAGAUGCAUUUGGCCCCCCCGCAGCAGCCUGGCCGUCGGGCCUCAUACUCCCUCCAUUCUCCCUCAGCCCCGUGUCCAGUCCGAGGCGCCGGGUCACUGUGGCCCCCUGACCCUGCAGGCCCGGCUCCGCCCUCCGACAGCGCCCACGGCCUGCCCUUUGUAAAGAGAGGCUCUGUGAUUCCGGGCUGCCACCAGCUCCGCCCUCCGGCUCAGGAAAAUGUCCUCCUCACUCCACUGGAGCCCUCUGACCAGGGCUUGGGCACGUCCGUCCCUCCACCUCCCACCCUCUUCCCACCUCCAGAGCCGCGACCUUGGGUCCAGGGGGGCCGUCCUGCGGGGGCGGGGGGGCGGACUCUGCAGAGGCUGGGGCCCAGGCCAGGGUCUGGAGUCUCAGCCCCAGCGCCCACCCCCACCCAGAUGUCUGUCCUGGCUGGGACGCUCCGAUUCAGGGGCACUCCAACCUUUCUCCAAAGUGGUCUGUGGCCUGCCGGGCAGCCCUGUCUGCCGCGUUCUCACGUCUUCUACUGUUUUUUUAACCUUUUGCUACAGGAUACAUUCUGAUGGGCUGGCGCUGGGGCUGGCGCUGGGGCUGGGGUUGACAGUCUGCUUUUGCCCACCCGCCCCUCGAGGCCUCCCGGGGCCGUGCUGUGGGUUGAGCUGGGCUUGCUCACGGAGGCCGUGGUGGCCGGCCUGUCACUGCCAGGGCCACCACUGUGGGGAGGGCGGUGGGGCAGAGAGGGAGGGAGCCCCAGAGGCGACUCCGAGGAGCCAGGGGACUGGGGGGGAACCUGAAGGGGGCCACAUGGGAAGUGCAGGUGAGAGGAGUUUGGGGCCGGAGGCCAGGGGCCGAGGGGACAGGAGAGUGGGGGUGGGAGGGCAGCCCGCCACCCUGGCCAGGGAUCCAGAGCUACUGCGUUUGGAAACCUAACCCACUAACCAAUACUCCGCACUGAGGCAGCAGCACAGGGCAGGGCCAGGCUCAGAGUGGGGGCCCUUGGAGGAGGGUGUCUCGUCCACCAGCUCUGGCCAGCCAGGAGGUACCAGCGUCCACUGCGGCAGACCUUCGCGUUUCCGUGGCAACGGGGGCCUGCCAGAGGCCCUGCUGCUGAGAAUACGCAGGCCCAAGGAGCUGUGUCCCUCCCGAGGCUGAUGGAUUCUUAGGGGACUGAUCUUAAUUUCUAUCUUGUUGCUCCCCCAGCCCUAUGUUUUUUGGAAAUAAGAGAAGUAAUUUUAUUCUUACGUC
Messenger RNA from Phyllostomus hastatus (greater spear-nosed bat), 3019 nucleotides. RefSeq names its product fatty acid desaturase 2 (gene FADS2). Gene Ontology annotation, molecular function: oxidoreductase activity, acting on paired donors, with oxidation of a pair of donors resulting in the reduction of molecular oxygen to two molecules of water. Lineage: Eukaryota; Metazoa; Chordata; Mammalia; Chiroptera; Phyllostomidae. Gene Ontology annotation, biological process: lipid metabolic process. Gene Ontology annotation, cellular component: membrane. Bases 150 to 1484 code for a protein of 444 amino acids. The transcript is spliced from 12 exons. The record is from RefSeq and is a predicted model, not a curated record.